Messenger RNA from Fusarium odoratissimum NRRL 54006, 3386 nucleotides. RefSeq lists its product as uncharacterized. Gene Ontology annotation, cellular component: MUB1-RAD6-UBR2 ubiquitin ligase complex. Bases 574 to 2535 code for a protein of 653 amino acids. Lineage: Eukaryota; Fungi; Ascomycota; Sordariomycetes; Hypocreales; Nectriaceae. The record is from RefSeq and is a predicted model, not a curated record. The transcript has a single exon. Gene Ontology annotation, biological process: ubiquitin-dependent protein catabolic process; establishment or maintenance of cell polarity.
CUGGGCUUCCAAAACCCGCCUAAAACCAAAUCAAACCAGCCUCUUCACUCUUCACCCCAUCCCCUUCAACUCACUCACUCAACUCUCCACUCCGUCUUUUCUCCCAUCUCCCAUCAACUUACCUUCGCAGCCGUUCCAACACCAUCUCCCCAAAAUACCCUUUUCAUUUCCAUCUUCCUCUUUUUCUCGUUUACUGGUGUUGUACGUAUCCCCCAUUCAUAACGUCUAUCUUCGAAUCUCCUCCUUUGGCCGUCGGAAAUCGUUCCCCUGCAAUCUCACGAGUAAUCCUGCGCCAGACUCGCUCCACCGCGUCACGAUCCGUUACGAUACCCUCAAAAUCCUGUCCGGCUCGAUCUACCUUGACCAGUUCCCCCAUCGAGGGGCUUGUCCAUAGCAUCAUCGACCUCGCUUCCUAUUGUGUUGUCUGUUUAACGUUGCGAAUCUGGCUCGCCUUAUUGUCGUCAGGCUUCAGGUCGCCACACUAUCUCGACAAAUUGGGGUCGUUAAUAAUCCCUCCCAUAUCAUACCUCCGAAACCCGCCUCGACCAUCCUUCAACAUCAUCAACCGCCAACAUGAGGGAAGUCAAUUUCAGUAUCCCCAAUGUCAAUAAGGCGUCCGUCGGUAUCACUACCGCCCUAUAUGACCGCCGUGCUCUCGACUGCACCUCGACCCUCCCCCUCAUCAACUCCCUCAACCAUCUCGCCUAUCUCACCACAUCCUCUGCUCGCAUCCGGGACAUCCUCACCGUCGAUGGAGGCAUCGAGCGCCUCGUCUGCAUUCUGAAGCAAGGCCGUAGUAAGGACAUGAUGGGAAUGUGGAAGUGGAACCUUGCUUUUCAGUGUGUUGUCAAUAUCGGUGUCCGAGGCACGGAAAACGUCCGCACCAGAGUUGUUGAGGCUGACAUGGUUCCCGUCAUCGCUACCAUCCUCGACAACUAUACAAAAGCUGUUGAUAAAUGCCGCGAGAAGGCAGAGGAGGCCAAACAGAAGCAGAGCUACGACCAUCACCGUCACCGAAGCCAUGAACACCGUUCAACCCCUAAAGCUUCGUCCUCCAACUCAGCAUCGGCCUCUGCCUCUGCAUCAUCCUCAUCUUCCACAACAGUAGGUGCCUCUGCGUUCGGUCAUCGAUCUAGUUCUCGUGUCGAUGCCCCCGAGCAGCGAUCUCGUCGUCACGCCCCACCGCCCUCUAUUGAUGUCUCAGCCUCUUACGCUGGGCCAUCCACCGCUGCUCCUCAGCAGCAAACUCAGCAACAGCCCGCUGAUACUGCUAUGGGCAACUCUCAAUGGUCCCAGUCUUCUUCAGAACGAUCUACGUCUUGGGGUUCAUCUCGUCACCAGCCCCUGAGAGGCCUUGAAAGUCGUCACGCCACGACUUCGGCCCCCCGUCAGGCCAUGCAGCCCCUUGCAACUGCAGUCCCUGCCACCGAGACUCUUGAAGGCUUUGUGAGACCUGUCCGUGAUAUCGACCGCCUUGCGUCAAUGGCACCAUUCGGCUCAGAUCUGAUCUCUCAACCCACAUCACCGACUACACCAUUGCCGCCGCCCCAGAUGCGAUCGCCCACCGUUCGCCCAGCAUCUGCUCUUGGGUCCCAACGAUCUCGUAGGCGCCCAUCGAUCCGCCACCAGAACUCGACUGCCGAUGCCGACGACAUUAAUGGAGACAGCAUGCCAUCAGACGAGUCACCUGAGACCGAGAUGACAGGUACUGAUAACCUGCAGUCAGCUGUUGGUAUCCAGGAUAUCACCAUGGAAGAUGGUGACACUAUGCUGGGUGGUACAGCUCUUGACUUGAACACGCCCACUGUCUCCGAGACCCAUCAGGAGGCCAGUACCUUCAACAUUAAUCACCGUAGCCCCAUGGACGGAAGUAUUGCCAACAACAACACCCCGGCUCCGGUUCCUGCAAUUGGUCUCUCACCUAACCGUCCUACGUUGAACACGCCUCCUCAGCCCCCUCUGGCCGCCACUACCGUCCCUCGAUAUCUCCUCGACCGCAACUUUGUUCCCAAUCCUCAGAUGGUCGCUGCGAUGCCGCGAGAGGAGGAUGUGCUCAUGUCUUUGCAGCUUCUUGCCUAUGUCUCGAAGUACUGCGGUCUUCGCUCCUAUUUCCAGAAGAGCCAUCUCGUUCCUCGCCUCAAGAUUGGCAAGGAGCUCGCUGCCAUUGAUAAGGACAUGUCUGCCAUGGAUGAAGAAGAGGAGGAGCCCGAGGUCUACGAUGAAGACGCCGACGAUGAGGAGUACCUGCUCCCCAACGACUUCAACCUCUUCCCACUGGUCGAGAAGUUCACAGUCCGCUACCACAGCACUGAUAUGCAGUACUGGGCCGGCGUUGUUAUGAGAAAUCUCUGCCGUAAGGAUGACACACGUGGAGGUAUCCGCCAAUGUGCAUACUACCAGUGCGGCAAAUGGGAAGAGUACACUCGCCAGUUUGCCAAGUGUCGUCGAUGCCGACGCACCAAAUACUGCAGCAAAGAGUGCCAGAAGAGCGCAUGGGCUUUCCACCGUCACUGGUGUGUAGCGGCCACACAGUAAGGUCGUUCGUUUGGUGGUGGCUCAGCACAAUGAUUUACACGACAAUCAAUUCGUAACAGCAUCUUCUCGGCGCAUCCUGCGGCAUCAAUGCUUGAUUCAUACGCAUUAUUCUUUCAAGGGUUGCAAAUGCAUUGCACAGCAAAGCGUGUCAUGAGCGCAUGGCGUUUCUUCUCGAUACCACUGGUUCUGCUUUCUUUUUCAUGGGCGUACGGGGUUGGGCAUCAUUAACGGUCGUUGACUUUGGGUGCAUCAUCGCGUGUCAUUGCACAUUCAACGUUUCUUUGUCUCUUAUCUAACACUUCUCUCACCUUGGAGGUUCCCUUUUUCUAAUUAUUUCUUAUUGGUGUGGCUGCAACCGCUCAGGGAUAUAUGUCUCUGAGCUCUGGCGUUUUCGACCGCGAGCGGGCAUUAAGCAGACGACAAUGGUGCUCGUUUAUGUAUAUAGAUACCUUUUGACUGCUGGGGGCUCUCGGAUGGCACCACUUUCGAGGGCAUGGACAUCUGGAUAUGACUUGACGACGGAGAAUGACGGAGGAGGCGAUGGAGAUUCGCAAAAAGACGACACGGGCAGAGUCGGCUGCAAAAUUGAUUCAGUGGAUACUGAUUUGCAUGUUCAACAGGGUUGGAUGCGCAGCCUGCUUGGUGAUUGAGCCCAUAAAAGGGUAUCAUCUUGGAGGCUAUCGGGACUGCUCAGACUUGAUAUGCAGUCGAGAUCAGAAUCUGCUAUAUAUUCCUUUGGGUAUAGAUGAAAUGACCAAAAAUUCAAAAAAACCUGGCUCCUGGAGUGAUUGACCAUGAUGAAACGGAUUAAUUCGAACACUUUGUAGACGCCACGUAAAUAUUUUGUAGGU